This is a messenger RNA of Scheffersomyces coipomensis, 2124 nucleotides long. RefSeq names its product Ppr1p (gene PPR1). NCBI's taxonomy places the organism in Eukaryota, Fungi, Ascomycota, Pichiomycetes, Serinales, Debaryomycetaceae. Gene Ontology annotation, molecular function: sequence-specific DNA binding; DNA-binding transcription factor activity, RNA polymerase II-specific; zinc ion binding. The transcript has a single exon. Gene Ontology annotation, biological process: positive regulation of transcription by RNA polymerase II; DNA-templated transcription. The annotation marks the transcript as partial. The record is from RefSeq and is a predicted model, not a curated record.
AUGCCACCAAAAAAGAGAAAGUUGGCAACUUCAGAUCUAAAGUCUGAAGCAGCAGAUGGGUUGACUACUCCCACAUCAUCUACCAUUUCAACUCCAACUUCAGCUUCUACUUCAAAUGGUGGUGCUUUAUCGGCAUCAGCUAUCAGUUUACCACCAUCAAAUAAUAAUCUGAAUCCAUCUUCCAUUGUCGGAAUAUCAAGAUCCAUAUCGGCGUGUCAAAGAUGUCGAGCUAAAAAGAUUAAAUGUGAUCAAAGAUUCCCAAAAUGUUCCAAAUGUGAAAAACAUGGAGUUGAAUGUAUUGGAUUAGAUCCAUUAACGGGUAGAGAAGUUCCGAGAUCAUAUAUUGUUCAUCUUGAAGAACGAAUUAAAUUCUUAGAACUGAAAUUAAAGGCAAAUGGGAUAGUGGUAGAAGACUCCUUAGAGACUUUAGAACCAUCUCAUACGAAUGACGACCUUAACAAACAACAACUACAUCAACAACAUGAUGAUAUAGAUAAUGAUCGAAAGAAAACAACCAUUAAAGGUUCUAUCAAACUAGAACCAUUGGAUGGUCCAUCUACCAUCUCCUUUUCAAGAUUAAUGUCAACUGCAUUCAGAGUUCAAAAGAAGUCAUUAACCAAUAUUCAAAAUCCAAUUGCAUCAAGAAAAAAUGGUACUAAUAAUUCAGUAUCAUCUAUGAAUAAUAAUAUCAAUUCAAAUCUAUUACCAGCCAUUCUACCACCUAAAAUCACCGCUUUACAAUUCAUUCUGAUCUUUUUCGCCCAAUCUAAUAGUCAAUUACCAAUUUUACAUCGAGAAGAAUUCAUUAAAAAGUAUUUCAUCCCAAUUUAUGGCAAAUUUGAUGAUCCUCAAAUAUCAUUAGCUAAUGAUUAUUCCAAGAUAAAUUUUAAUUAUUUUGAAAAUGAUAAUAAUCAUACAACAUCGAAUUCACUGCUGGAUCGAUGUUGGUUUGAAAAAUAUAAAGAUGAAUUCCAAUCAUUAUUAGGAAGUAAUCAUAAUAAUCAAAAUAUUUCUAAUGAUGAAAUAAAAUCAAUCUCAAAUAGUAUUAUACCGCCUAAGAAGUAUAGAAAAGGGUUAUACUUCUUGAAUUUGAUUUUUGCCAUAGCAUCAUCCGUAAAUCACUUACAAUAUCCUAUAACCAUAUCUGAUUCAUUCCGAUUAGCUGCCAAUAAACACUUUGAUGAGGUUUAUAGUUCUCCAGAUCAGUUGGAAUCAUUACUGGGAAUCCUUUUAUAUUCAUUGUAUUCAACUAUGAGACCUACAAAUCCAGGGGUAUGGUAUAUUUUAGGGUCAGCUUUAAGAAUGUGUGUCGAUUUGGAUUUACAUAAUGAACUAAAUACUAACACCGCUAAUCAUGUGGAUUCAUUCACAAAGGACAAAAGAAGAAGAUUAUUCUGGUGUACUUAUUGUGUUGAUAGACAGAUUUGUUUUUACUUGGAUAGACCGGUCGGUAUACCGGAUGAAAGUAUUAAUACUCCUUUUUUAUCAGAAUUAGAUGAUUCAUUCAUAGUACCAAACAAUCCAGCUAUAACAGAUUAUUCCACCAUUACAAAUGAUGUACCUACUUAUAAAGUGAUUUUCUUAUCAAUUAUUAAAAUAAGACAAAUUCAAUCCGAAGUUCAACGAGUAUUAUAUACGAAUUAUCCAUUAUCGGGAAAAUACAAAACGAUUGCCGAUUGGAAAUCAUUAAUGUUGGUUAAACUAGCAUCUUGGAAAUCAGUAUGUCCAUCAUCUCCCAAACAAAUGAACUGUAAUUUUAAUCUAGAAUUCUUUAGAUUAAACUAUCAUCAUACGUUAUUAAUGCUUCAUGGAUUAUCACCCAAGAAUUAUAAAUUAGCUUCUAAAGAUUAUAUUCAAGUGUUUAAAUCAGCUCAAGAAGUUAUGGAUUGUUAUUCAAAAUUAUGUCAAACUAAAUCUAUAAACUAUACGUGGGCAGCGGUUCAUAAUUUAUUCAUGGCGGGUACUUCCUAUCUAUACUCCAUUUACAAUAGUGAAGAUGUAAGACAAUUGACAAGUUUAAUGGAGAUGAAAAGAGUUACAUCGGAGUGUUUGAAUGUUUUAAAUUCAUUGGUCGAUAGAUGUGAUGCCGCUACGAAUUGCAUUGAAAUAUUCCAAAAUCUUACC